This is a messenger RNA of Syngnathoides biaculeatus (alligator pipefish), 2800 nucleotides long. Its product is annotated as atypical chemokine receptor 4-like. The transcript has 2 exons. Gene Ontology annotation, molecular function: chemokine receptor activity; chemokine binding; scavenger receptor activity. The record is from RefSeq and is a predicted model, not a curated record. Gene Ontology annotation, cellular component: membrane. Bases 34 to 1347 code for a protein of 437 amino acids. Gene Ontology annotation, biological process: chemotaxis; immune response; G protein-coupled receptor signaling pathway. NCBI's taxonomy places the organism in Eukaryota, Metazoa, Chordata, Actinopteri, Syngnathiformes, Syngnathidae.
GAGAGUUGAGUAUGUACACAAAAGCACGCACACAUGCAGACACGCGCAGCGAGCAGCGAGGGCGUUCUGCGAAAUCGGAGUGAGGGGGCGGCGGUUUGUGUGUGCGUCUGGCUUUUUUUUUUUUUUUUUUUUCUUCCCUCGCACUCUGACAAUUCGUCUCCGCAGACACGCUACAAAGUUCGACGUGAGCGUCGGACAUUUGAUUGCUUGGCAACAGACAAAAAAAAACGCAAGAAAACCAUGGAGGAUUACGACUACGAGGACCUGGGCCGCAACGACAGCUACGACUACAGCUACGACCACUCGGUGUGCGACAAGCAGGCGGUGCGCUCCUUCGGCGGAAUCUUCCUCCCGAUCAUCUACUCGCUGGCGCUGGUGGUGGGCCUGGCGGGGAACGCCCUGGUGGUGGCGGUGUACGCGUCCCGCGCGCGCCUGCGCACCUUGACCGACGUGUGCAUCCUCAACCUGGCCGUGUCGGACCUGCUGCUGCUCGUCACCCUCCCCUUCUGGGCGGCGGACGCGGUGCACGGGUGGAGGUUGGGCUCGGCCGCCUGCAAGCUGACUUCCUUCCUGUACAGCGCCAACUUCAGCUGCGGCAUGCUGCUUCUGACGUGCAUCAGCGUGGACCGCUACCGGGCGGUGGCCCACAGCGCGGCCGGCAGGUCCGGCCGCGGCCCCCGGCCGCGGCGCCGGUGGAUGCUGGUGUGCUUGGCGCUGUGGGCGGUGGCCAUCUUUCUGGGUCUCCCGGAGCUCGUCUUCUCGGCGGUGAAGCAUUCGCAUUACCGGAUGUACUGCACGGCUAUCUACCCGCCCAGCAUGGGCCGCCCGGCCAAAGCCACCCUGGAACUUCUGGAGGUGACCCUCAGGUUCGUGCUGCCUUUCCUGGUGAUGGUGGUGUGCUACUCCUGCGUGGGCCGGGCCCUGGGCCAAGCGCCGGGGGUGCGCAGGGACAAAAAGUGGCGGGCCCUGCGCGUUCUGUUAGCGGUGGUGGCCGUCUUCUUGCUGACGCAGCUUCCUUACAACGUGGUGAAGCUCUGCAGGGCGCUGGACAUCAUCUACAUGCUCGUGACCGACUGUGAGAUGAGCAAAGUCCUGGACCGCGCCGUGCAGGUGACGGAGAGCCUGGCGCUGACCCACGCCUGCAUCAACCCGCUCCUCUACGCCUUCAUCGGCUCUUCCUUCAGGGGACACGUCCUCAAAACCGCUAAACAUCUUGGACAGCAGAUCGGCGGCCACCCCAGACAAGACGACGGCGAGACGGCGGUGGAGAUCGCGCUCAACACGCGCAACCAAAACCAAUCGCAGUCUGGUUCCGAAGAACCGGACACCAGCACCUUUAGCAUGUAACGCCUCAACUGCAACUACGGUACUCCUAAACCUGCAAAAGUUUAGCUUUCCGAGUCCUUAGCUAGGAUGAAAACUAUUUCGGUCCAAGCUAGCUGGAGGAGCGUGUUCCGGAACAAGACCUAAAGAGCUAGAGACCUCGAGCUAAAGAGGUGAAAUACAGUAAAUGCUCGCUAUUUGGUAAAUAGUGAAAAACUGUAAGAAACUGCCCCCCCACCCCGAAAAAGCAUAAUCAUACGACAGACUACAAUCCUAACCGUUUAACAUUUCAAACUAAUCUUAUGUCAGAAGUAAGACGCACGCACAUGCAACUUCCACUAACAACGUAGCACCUCCCCACUCAGUCGAGCUGUAUCGCUCCAUCGGUACUUCCUUGACGCCAAUUAGCUACUAUCCUAUUAGCCAGGGGUUAGGCACCAUUUGUAGGGUGACUGGAUAUGACCAAGACACCACAGCUCGCACACACAACAAUAUUUGUUGUAGUGCCAAGACUGGCGGGAGAAUAAAUAGAAGACGCUAGAAAAACUCUAGAGAUUAUCCGGUCCGUUGCUACUACACACACAAGCAGAACUAAUCAAACGGGUCUAACAUUUACACUUGUCGCCACUGGCCGACCGUCUUUGGGGCAAAGCGGCGAGAGACAAAAAAAAAAAAAAAAUGUAAACCCACCCACAAGGAUAAGAAUCGCUCGGCAGAAUCUUUGAGACAUCAAGACAAUCGGACCUUUGCUGACGUCAUCCGCACAGACGGACUUCCAAAAGCCACGACCGCUAGGGGGCAGCGCGUUUUCCGUGUCCCACGCGCCGGUACGUUGAACGGCUUUUGAUAAAGAUCGAUAUUAGCCACUCGCUUUUCAUUCUUAAAAGGUGUUCAGUGCGGCCAUCAUGUUGAAAAUUCGGAUGAGGAUUCUUCUACAUUGCGUAUGAGGCACAUGCUAACCAGUUGUACUUUGUUUGUACAUUGAAUUAAAAUGACUGAUAUUUUCAUUUUCACUGACUUGUACCAUAAUGCUGCUAUAUAUAUAUAUAUUUUUUUGGGUCUCCUAAAGCCAUUUUGGCGAUGUAGAAGAAACCUUGUUUUUUUUUUUUUUCUUUUUAAAACAAAUUGAAUUGUUUUCAGUGUUCUUUGGAUUAGCUUGAAAUGCUAAUGCUACAAGUAACAGAAUAUCUCUGAAAAUAUAAUUUUAGCCACUAUUAGGCACUAAUUAAACCCUUGUAACAAUUUCAUGAAUGGCUUUCCAUUUGACAUUUUUUCCCCCUCUCACCAGACAGUUAUUGUUUCCUCAAAAUUUCACAGAUUUUCACGUGCUCUGCCUUGCUAUCAAACUGAUAACGGAGUCGUUAUUCGUGUUGCCUAACGGCCUGGCUGUAAGAGUAAUAAAAUAUUAUUGCAGAUAUGUUUAUUCCAUUGUAGUUAGACUCAUUUAAAGUGAAAAAAACGUUUUUAUGGGGGAUGA